Molecule: messenger RNA, 1206 nt
Organism: Solanum pennellii
Lineage: Eukaryota; Viridiplantae; Streptophyta; Magnoliopsida; Solanales; Solanaceae
Exons: 6
Coding region: 102-599 (165 amino acids)
Source: RefSeq, a predicted model, not a curated record
GCCCAUAGUUGUCAAGAUUAAAGAUACUUCAGCCGGAGAAGUAACAGCUCAGAAGAUGCAACUAGAUCGAGUUUGGAACUUGGAAAUAAAUAAAAAAAAUCAUGGUGGAACUCAAUGGAGAUAGACAAGGAAGUGAUAAUGGUUCAAACUUGCUUGUGAGAUUUCCCAUAUAUGUCCAGAGAUGGGGUAGGACGCCAGAGGCUAAAACACGCCUUCAAUGGCAACUUAUUGAGGAGAAUUUCAAGUUUGAUUAUGUUGUUGGAAUGAAAUGGGUGAUGCAUUCUUUACGCUAUAGAUGGAGGGCCUAUAAAUAUAAGUUAAGAUGUGACCACUUCUAUCCAAACAAACGUAUGGAAGAGAUACUUGCUAAUCUUCCCCCAAACGUGGAUUCCACUGAUUGGACUGCUUUUGUUCAUCACUAUAAAGAAGAUAGAUUAAGAUACAAAGUGCACAAAAUACGAGGAAUAGAACAAAACUUAAAGUCUCGUAUGCCGGUGGUAGCAAAAGUAACGCAAGGAGAGGUCGCCAAAUGUAAUGAUAGGAACGAAAAUUGGGAAGACCGGUGUGUCAAAGUGAAGUUGUGUUGUCAACUUUAUUAAAAAGAAUGGUAAUUAUGUGAAUGAACAUGGGAAGAUUUCAGCUGAUAAAAUAUUGGAGCAUCUACCUGAAGAUCAAGAACAUGCUGCCACUUUAGGUGUUCCAUUAAAGAUAUUGGCUCAUCCUAAUGAUGCCAUUGGAGAAGUGUAUGGAGCUGAACAUUCUGGUCGUGUGCGUGGUAUAGGUGGUAAUGUUUCUCCUCGAGCUGCUUUUGGGAUGCCUAGACAUUCAAUUAUUCAUGUAAAUGUCGGUACUUCCAAUAAUAUGUCUCAUCAACGUGUUGAAGACCUAGAGAAACAUGUAGAAACUUUUUAAGAGAAGCUGACCGGAUAUGAAGAGACCAAAGAAAAACUUGAUGAGACCAAAGAAAAGCUUGAGGAAACUAAGAAACGACUUGCUCAAAAUGAGAAUCACUUGGCAACUCUUCAUAGGUUUUUACAAGUAAAAUUUGGUAGUGAAUUGCCUACUUUCAACAUAGAUUCUUCUUAGAUUAUGAUGUAGCUUAAACUUUUAGCAUUUUGAUUACAUUAGCAAUACUUUUGCUAUCUUUUAUGAUGAAACUUGGCUUUUGUUAUAAUAUAUCACGAAUAUACUUUUCUUUUGUUUUAA